Penicillium cosmopolitanum is the source of this 480-nucleotide messenger RNA. RefSeq lists its product as uncharacterized. Lineage: Eukaryota; Fungi; Ascomycota; Eurotiomycetes; Eurotiales; Aspergillaceae. The record is from RefSeq and is a predicted model, not a curated record. The transcript has a single exon. The coding region runs from base 1 to 480 and encodes 159 amino acids.
AUGAAGGUCGCAGUCAUCCUCUCAUCCCUUCUCGGCCUUGCCCUGGCAACCGCCAUCCCGACUACCGAACUCGAACGUCGCGACCCGAGCGAUAAAUCCGGAAACUCCCAAUUCGCCUUUCAGUGCGAGGGAGUCACCAUUCCCGACCAAGGAGGAGCUUCAGGUGAAGGCGAGGGUGGCGUUGGUUACUUCACCAGCAAUCUGGCUUUCAACGCCCAGGGAACAAAGAUCGACCCCGUCGCCUGCACGGAUCAGGACGGUACUUGCAGCAACUGUCUGUUCUCUGGCGGCGGUCUUAGCUCGGACACCAAUGUUACCGCAUGCUGGAACCCGCCUGCUGGCAAGGCAGGAUGUAGCAUUUCAUUCUCGUACAAUGGAUAUGACUAUGAUAGCCAAAACAAGGAGCCCUACUGUGGUCACGAGGAUGGAUUUGCGGCUUUCUCAUUCGAUCUGAGCGCUGUCUGCUAUUUCAAUGUUUAG